CAUCUUCAUAACAACCAAGCAAGAAUAUAGCAGAGAAGCAGCUGAAGGACUUGCAAGUAGACUACGUGAACCUGUAUCUGAUACAUCAUCCAGUUGGGUUCAAACCUGAUGUAACAAAUGUCACUGGUCCCGAUGAUCUAGACAUGACAACUGACUUGGUUGCGUUGUGGAAGGAGAUGGAGAACAUGGUGGAUGCUGGACUGACAAAGUACAUAGGACUAUCCAACUUCAAUGUGAAACAGAUAAGCAGGAUACUGCAGAAUGCCCGUAUUAAACCCUCCAACCUCCAGAUAGAGCUUUACCUUUACCAGCAGUCAAAAGAACUGCAGGAGUUGUGCAGAAAGCAUGGCAUCACCAUCACGUCAUACUCCACCUUAGGCUCUAUGGGAAUCACUAGUGCGGGGCUGCCUGAAGGACUUAUUCAAGGAUCUUGGGACAACCCUCUAAAGGAUUCUGAUGUGCUCGCGAUCGCCAAGAAUCACAACAAGACAGCUGCCCAGGUGCUGUUACGUCACAUGAUACAGCUGGGCAUCGCUAUUGUGCCAAAGAGCUCCAACCUGGACCGUCUGAAGGAGAACUUUGAUAUCUUCGACUUCGAGCUGAGUAAGGCGGAGAUGUCUAAGCUUGAUCUGUUGGAUCGAGGGGAGGAAGGUAGAAGAUUUGUAGUGGAGGUGAUCAGCCAUCAUCCUGAAUAUCCGUAUGAAAAGAAGAAUUGACUUUACUGCAGCUGCAAAACGGAGGAAAAUUGAAAAUCACAAUCCAGAACUUGGAACAACCCACCGAAGGACUUGGUACUCCUAAUCUGAAGAUUCGCAGUAAGACUGCUGCGUUGGUUGAAGUUUACUAUGUUGCAGUAUUAGUUGGUGUAAUUCAGUGUAAAAUUAAAUUUGAAUUUCGAUAUAACA
Homalodisca vitripennis (glassy-winged sharpshooter) is the source of this 905-nucleotide messenger RNA. RefSeq names its product aldo-keto reductase family 1 member D1-like. The transcript has 6 exons. The record is from RefSeq and is a predicted model, not a curated record. The coding region runs from base 144 to 716 and encodes 190 amino acids. Gene Ontology annotation, molecular function: oxidoreductase activity. NCBI's taxonomy places the organism in Eukaryota, Metazoa, Arthropoda, Insecta, Hemiptera, Cicadellidae.